Medicago truncatula (barrel medic) is the source of this 2939-nucleotide messenger RNA. Its product is annotated as linoleate 9S-lipoxygenase. Bases 118 to 2703 code for a protein of 861 amino acids. Lineage: Eukaryota; Viridiplantae; Streptophyta; Magnoliopsida; Fabales; Fabaceae. Gene Ontology annotation, biological process: lipid oxidation. The transcript has 9 exons. The record is from RefSeq and is a predicted model, not a curated record. Gene Ontology annotation, molecular function: oxidoreductase activity, acting on single donors with incorporation of molecular oxygen, incorporation of two atoms of oxygen; metal ion binding; protein binding.
ACUUACAGUAUAUAAUGAGAGCAGUGUAAACAAAAUUAGAAUAGUGACUUGCAAGCCACAAAGUUUUCUUUCAUUUGCCAGAAAGUGCACAACAAAUUUGCUGGAGAAGUUGCAAAGAUGUUUACAAAUCCAUUUCACAGAAGCCAAAAGGUGAAGGGGACAGUGAUAUUGAUGCAUAGGAAUGUGUUGGAUAUCAACGCCCUCACCGCUGGUUUAAAUGUCACAGGUGGAUUCAAGGUUCUUGGUAAUCUCACUUGCUCUAUAAUUGACACCUACGCUUCAAUCUUGUGCUCUUCCGUGGCUCUCAGGUUGAUUAGUGCUACUAGUGCUGAUGAAAGUGGAAAAGGUAAAGUGGGAAAGAGAUCGUUUCUUGAAGGUUUUGUUACCUCUGCACCAAUUCUAGGAGCUGGACAGUCUGCAUACAAAGUUCAUUUUGAAUGGGAUAGUGAGAUGGGAAUUCCAGGAGCAUUUUAUAUUGAGAAUUUCAUGCUAGGAGAAUUCUUUCUUGUAAGUUUAACACUUGAAGAUAUUCCUAACCAUGGAACCAUCAACUUUGUUUGCAACUCAUGGAUUUACAAUUGUCGAAAGUACAAAACUGAACGCAUUUUCUUUGCCAACAAGACAUAUCUUCCAAGUGAAACACCACCUCCAUUAGUCUACUAUAGACAAGAAGAGUUGAACACUUUAAGAGGAGAUGGAACAGGAGAGCGUAAAGAAUGGGAAAGGAUCUAUGACUACGAUGUCUACAAUGAUGUGGGUGAUCCUGACAAGAAAGCAAGCUUGGCUCGUCCCGUUAUUGGAGGAUCCAACACCUUGCCUUACCCUCGAAGAGGGAGAACCGGCAGGAAACCAGCUAAGAAAGAUCCUAAAAGUGAGAGACGGAGCGAGUAUAUUUAUCUUCCAAGAGAUGAAUCAUUUGGUCACUUGAAGUCUUCAGAUUUUCUUGUUUACAUACUCAAAUCAGUAUCUCAAAAUGUCAUACCUCAAUUACAAUCUGCAAUUACAUUACAAUUCAAUAAGCCAGAAUUUAACAGCUUUGAUGAUGUGCGAUCAUUUUAUGAUGGUGGGAUUAAAUUACCUACUAGUACACUUAGCAAACUUAGCCCUAUACCAUUUUUCAAGGAACUCUUCCGAACUGAUGGUGAAUCGGCCCUAAAGUUUCCACCACCUAAAGUCAUUAAAGUGAAUCAAUCUGGAUGGAUGACUGACGAAGAAUUUACAAGAGAGAUGAUUGCUGGUGUAAAUCCACACAUCAUCAAAAGAAUUCAGGAAUUUCCACCAAAGAGCAAGCUAGAUAGGCAACUCUACGGUGAUAAUACCAGCACAAUAACCAAAGAACAGCUUCAACAAAACAUGGGUGGCAUCACAGUUGAACAAGCUAUCCAAACCAACAAAUUGUACAUACUUGAUUACCACGACUCGUUAUAUCCAUAUCUGAGGAAAAUAAAUGCAGCUGAUACAAAGGCAUAUGCUACGAGAACCUUCCUUUUCUUACAAAAUGAUGGAACUUUGAAGCCGUUGGCCAUUGAGCUAAGUAGCCCACAUCCUCAGGCUGAUAGCUUUGGUCCUGUUAGUGAUAUUUACUUGCCUGCAAGUGAAGGUGUUGAAGCUUCUAUUUGGCUCCUUGCCAAGGCAUACGUUGUUGUAAACGACUCUUGCCAUCACCAACUCAUCAGCCAUUGGUUAAACACUCAUGCUGUUGUUGAGCCAUUCAUCAUAGCAACAAAUAGGCAUCUUAGUGUGGUUCAUCCUAUUCAUAAGCUUUUACUUCCGCACUAUCGUGACACAAUGAACAUUAAUGCACUUGCAAGGAAUGUUUUGGUCAAUGCAGAGGGUGUUAUUGAGAAGACGUUCUUGAUGGGAAGUUAUUCUCUAGAGUUGUCUGCUGUAUUAUAUAAGGAUUGGAAUUUUAAAGAGCAAGGUUUGCCUAAUGAUCUACUCAAAAGAGGAGUGGCUGUUAAGGAUCCAAGUUCCCCACACGGCCUUCGCCUUCUGAUAGAGGACUACCCUUAUGCUGCUGAUGGAUUAGAGAUAUGGGCUGUUAUUAAGUCAUGGGUUGAAGAAUAUGUGAAUUUCUACUACAAGUCAGAUGCAAAUAUUGGACAAGAUUCUGAACUCCAAGCAUUUUGGAAAGAACUUGUAGAGGUUGGUCACGGUGACUUGAAAAAUGCUAAAUGGUGGGUUAAGAUGCAAACUCGCACAGAGUUGAUUGACUCUUGCACUACCCUCAUAUGGAUUGCUUCAGCACUUCAUGCAGCUGUUAAUUUUGGACAAUAUCCGUACGGUGGUUACAUUCUUAACCGACCAACUAAAAGCAGAAGAUUAAUGCCUAAGAAAGGAUCCCCCGAGUAUGAUGAGCUUUCUAAGAACUAUCAAAAGGCGUUUUUGAGAACAAUCACACCAAAAGAUGACACACUAACUGACUUGACCAUUAUAGAGGUCUUGUCAAGACAUGCUUCUGAUGAACAAUACCUUGGACAGAGAAUUGAAGGUGAUCUUUGGACUUCUGAUUCACAACCAUUAGAGGCUUUCAAGAGAUUCGGAACAAAGUUGGCUGAAAUUGAACAAAAACUCACUCAAAGGAACAAUGAUGAGACUCUAAGGAAUCGAUAUGGACCAGUGAAGAUGCCGUAUACUUUGCUUUAUCCUUCUAGUGAGGAAGGAUUGACUUGCAGAGGCAUUCCUAACAGUAUCUCCAUCUAAAAAGGUUCCCUUGUAGUAAUUCUAUGAAUAACAUACGAAGAAGGAAUUCAAUUCCCUCAACCCCUAUCUAUGGUCAUGUUUUUAUGCAUGUAUGUUUGUUUGAUUGUUAUAAUGUUUUGCUUAACAUCAAUGUAAGAAAUAUUUUAUCUGUCGUACUUGUACCAUUCCAGACCAUUGAUUUCAUAUGCAGCUUUCAUGUUUCACCUUAAACUUAAAAAUUAAUUUUGUCAUAUUAU